AUGCAAUCAUCAACCGAAAAAGAGCUUUUGACCAACGCCUCAUUAACCGUGUCAAGCGAUUUUGCGUCAAAUCUGGAAGGAGCUUUGCCAUCUCAACCCAUUACGCAAGCGAAUCCUCGUGCGGAGCAGACGCUCAUGACCACUUACAUGUCAUCUACUACGAAUCAAGCGGAUCCUAAAACCUUCGAGGAACAGUUUGUAAACCUCUUGGGAACUUUUACACCAAGUCAAGCCGUUUGCAAUGUUUCGAAUGUGGACUGCGGUACCUACGUCAGGGGCCCAGAAACUUGGUCGUCUUGCAAACUGGGAACACAGGCAAUCGCCCCGAAUGCAAGUUACAUUCAGAUUCGCGUACAAGACAAGCACUCGACGAUGGAUCGGAUGAAUUGGAAGGGUCCGAUCGAGGAUACGAGUCCUUUGAUGAAGAGUCUGACCGCUAAUUUUUUGUAG
Caenorhabditis elegans is the source of this 450-nucleotide messenger RNA. RefSeq lists its product as uncharacterized. Bases 1 to 450 code for a protein of 149 amino acids. The transcript has a single exon. The record is from RefSeq and is marked reviewed. NCBI's taxonomy places the organism in Eukaryota, Metazoa, Nematoda, Chromadorea, Rhabditida, Rhabditidae.